UUUUUGCCAAGUUUGGAAUUGUUUCUCGCUUCAAAUUGCCGAUUUUUACCAAAACUAAAUAAUAUGGGGCUGUGUAAAUGCCCCAAAAAGAAAGUGACGCAUCUCUUUUGUUUUGAACAUCGUGUGAAUGUUUGUGAACGUUGCUUGGUUGCAAACCAUCCGAAGUGCAUCGUCCAGUCCUAUUUGAGAUGGUUGCAAGACAGUGAUUAUAAACCUGUGUGUCAACUUUGCAGUGGAAGACUUGACAAUGAAGAACAAAGUGAAUGUGUUCGUUUAUUAUGUUAUGAUGUGUUCCAUUUGGUUUGUUUGAAUGCCUAUGCCAGACAACUACCUGGCAACACUGCCCCGGCAGGAUACCAGUGCCCAUCAUGCAGAACUGGGAUUUUCCCUGCUCCAAAUGUUAUAUCCCCUGUUGCAGAAACAUUGAGGACGGUGCUUUCUACCGUUAAUUGGGCCAGGGCUGGUCUUGGUUUGCCAUUGAUAGAGGAAGCUGCAAUCCCUGAAUCUGUCCCUGAACCUCGCCAACAGUCAUCGCCCCCAGUCCAGUCAUUACAGACCACAAACACAUAUACGUCAAGUCAAGACACGCCACAGAGACCUGUGAUAGCUAACACUGGAUCACAGUUACAAUCUGCAGGAGCGUCCGCACACUCGCACCACGUUCACGAAACACCUAGUAUGUCAGUACAACAGAUGCACCAUCAAAAGGAGGAAUCGAAACCAGUUGAGAGUAAAGUGAACAUGGAUAAUCUGUCGGCGUUUAUGGGGACGCUUGGUGGACAACAACAUACCGGGAGGAAGAGAGGGGCUGACGAUGAUGUAAGUUCGUCGCGCAAGAGAGGGCGUGGUGGCGCUCAUGAUGGAUCCGCCAAUGGUGGCGACUCACAACAGUACAAUUAUGGCAACUGGGAAGGUUAUAAUGCCGGUACUGGUUCGAAUCAAAACUACAACUAUCAGCAAGGCUAUCAACAGUAUCAACAAUACCAGCAGUACCAAUUUAUAUCAAAUACGCUCCUUUUUGGGAUCUCGAAGUUGCGAGAGCAGUCUCGCCGGCGCAGAAAGGUCACAGAGGUGAAGGCCAUUUACGUGGCAGAAGAAUUUUUGCCAAGUUUGGAAUUGUUUCUCGCUUCAAAUUGCCGAUUUUUACCAAAACUGAAUAAUAUGGGGCUGUGUAAAUGCCCCAAAAAGAAAGUGACGAAUCUCUUUUGUUUUGAACAUCGUGUGAAUGUUUGUGAACAUUGCUUGGUUGCAAACCAUCCGAAGUGCAUCGUCCAGUCCUAUUUGAGAUGGUUGCAAGACAGUGAUUAUAAACCUGUGUGUCAACUUUGCAGUGGAAGACUUGACAAUGAAGAACAAAGUGAAUGUGUUCGUUUAUUAUGUUAUGAUGUGUUCCAUUUGGUUUGUUUGAAUGCCUAUGCCAGACAACUACCUGGCAACACUGCCCCGGCAGGAUACCAGUGCCCAUCAUGCAGAACUGGGAUUUUCCCGGCUCCAAAUGUUAUAUCCCCUGUUGCAGAAACAUUGAGGACGGUGCUUUCUACCGUUAAUUGGGCCAGGGCUGGUCUUGGUUUGCCAUUGAUUGAGGAAGCUGCAAUCCCUGAAUCUGUCCCUGAACCUCGCCAACAGUCAUCGCCCCCAGUCCAGUCAUUACAGACCACAAACACAUAUACGUCAAGUCAAGACACGCCACAGAGACCUGUGAUAGCUAACACUGGAUCACAGUUACAAUCUGCAGGAGCGUCCGCACACUCACACCACGUUCACGAAACACCUAGUAUGUCAGUACAACAGAUGCACCAUCAAAAGGAGGAAUCGAAACCAGUUGAGAGUAAAGUGAACAUGGAUAAUCUGUCGGCGUUUAUGGGGACGCUUGGUGGACAACAACCGCCUCCUUAUUCGUCAACACCUCGAAAAGUUUAUGACACAACUGGAGGACAGGAUAUCAAAAGCCAGUCUGUUGACCACGAUGAGGACAAGUACAAGAGACGACCUGCAUUCCAUUGGUUUACAGCUUGGUUCAAGUCCAGGCAAACAAAACAGAAGAGAGAUCCAAAUGCUACAAUGAAACGGUUUCUGAUUGUGAUAGUCAUUGGAUUGAUAGGAUUCCUCACAGUCCUGAUCAUCUUUUCAAGAUACGGCCGGGCAGCUGCUGACCAGGAUCCGUUCCUCGACCCGAUGGCUAACCCAAAUAUUCGAAUCAAUCAGAAAAUAUGAGAGACAACAAUGUGACCAAACGUUAACCUGACCCCUGUCCCUCUUUGUGCAGGGAGGUUGUGCUGUUAACAUCAAGUCAUUCAGGCUCACACCUUUAGCUUUUGACUUGCCAUAUCAUCCAGGUUUCUAUAAGGAUGACUAGCCUGAAAAUGUGCCAAAAACUAGGUCGUGCUUGUAGGAUUAUAUCUCUUAACAAUAUCUCUUGACAGUGUAUGGCUAAGAGGAUGGCACAUGCCUUUUGGAGAGCAACAUAACUUGUGCACACAUGUGCAACAAGGACUUUGAAAAUGCAUUUGCUGUUGUUCCACUUGUUUGGUUACUGGCCUGCAUUUUAGGUGACUGACACCUUUUGUGUGUGGGUCAGAUGAAGAAGCAUGUGUACUUGUGCUGCCAGCUGUGAUUAAACUUCAUCAUGAAUGUCAAUUAGUGAGUGUCAGUGUUUUAGUUUGCCAUUGAAUAAAACUGUGGUUGAGAUUAGAAUGAUAUCGCAAAGGAAUCAUUUGAAACGCAAGUACUCGGUAACUUGCCACUAGGUCAAUAAACCCAAUUGGUGCCUCAACAAAGUAGCACGUGAAAACUUAUCCUGCCAAUGAAGGAGGAUUGUCCCUGGAGAAGAACACCUCUAAUAAAGAAGAAGGAAAGUUGUAUGAUAUACCAUAGACCAAUGCCUUUCACAUUUUGUGAGGUGUUUUUGUUUGCUGAGCAUUCCUUGUUACCUUGGACUUUGUUAGUUGCCUUUUCUCAAAUGUUUUUGCAUGGUUGUUUUGGGUCAUGUGCAAUUGGAUGCUCUAACCAGUUAUAGGUAUUCAAUCUCAUCAUGAGUCUUAGUUGUCUCUGACCUGGAGUCUCUUUUUGCCUCACAACUUGUAAAUAUUGAUGGUACAUUGGCAAGCUAUUUUUUGUAUGGAUAAAUUGAACAAGAUGAUAUAUAGCUAAUAUAUUAUGAUAGUUUUUGAUUGUACAUAGUUUCGAGUUCCAGUACUCUUAGUUUAUUUUAAUUCUGUUCAGUGGGGCAGCAUUCAGAAGAUGUUCUCAACAUGUAAACUGUUUUCAGAAAUAUGGCAAGAACUAGGGGCACUAAAGGCAUGGGCAAGGUGGUGAAAUUGGCUAGCUUCAGGUGAUCAACGUGCGCUAUUAGAGGAUUGCUGCGUUCGAUUCAGCAUUGACUAUAUUCCUUGGACAAAUGUGAAUAGUUUUGAUGUACUGUGUGAUGAGAGACCUCUAGUGAUGACUUUGAUUACCCUAAUGCGGGCUCCCCUACCUGGCUGCUGCCUCUAGAUUCCCUUUAACUUUCAUCACUGGGCCAUUUGGAUCGCUGGUUUGUGUCCUGAGCCCCAGCAAUCUUUAUUUAUUUGUGCAAGUUCCCAUGGAUUCUUUCUGUAGAUGUAUCAGUGUGUAGUUUCAGGAAUGCUUGCACCCUAUACUAUGUGUGAAAUAUUGUUGUUACAAGACUACAAAUAAUGUCAUUGUAUUUUUAAAUUAAAGGAUAUGAUAAUCUCUAUAA
Messenger RNA from Lineus longissimus, 3718 nucleotides. RefSeq lists its product as uncharacterized. Gene Ontology annotation, cellular component: Golgi apparatus. The transcript is spliced from 12 exons. Bases 64 to 2214 code for a protein of 716 amino acids. The record is from RefSeq and is a predicted model, not a curated record. NCBI's taxonomy places the organism in Eukaryota, Metazoa, Nemertea, Pilidiophora, Heteronemertea, Lineidae.